Molossus molossus (Pallas's mastiff bat) is the source of this 2496-nucleotide messenger RNA. Its product is annotated as kinesin-like protein KIF19. Gene Ontology annotation, biological process: microtubule-based movement. Lineage: Eukaryota; Metazoa; Chordata; Mammalia; Chiroptera; Molossidae. The record is from RefSeq and is a predicted model, not a curated record. The transcript is spliced from 18 exons. Gene Ontology annotation, molecular function: ATP binding; microtubule motor activity; microtubule binding. Bases 4 to 2496 code for a protein of 830 amino acids.
ACCAUGGAGGAGGUGGGGCCCAAGGACCAGCAGCUCAUGGUGGCGCUUCGGAUCCGCCCGCUCAGUGACACAGAACUGGAGGAGGGAGCCACCGUCAUUGCCCACAGAGUGGGCGGUCAGACGGUGGUGCUCAUGGACCCCAGCGAGGACCCCGAGGACACACUGCGCACACACCGGUCCCGGGAGAAGACCUUCACGUUUGACACAGUUUUCGACCAGCAUGCAUCACAGGAAGACGUGUACCGUGCCACCACCCAGCAGCUCGUGGCGGGCGUCAUCUCUGGAUACAACGCCACGGUGUUUGCCUACGGCCCCUCAGGUACAGGGAAGACCUACACCAUGCUGGGCAUGGACACAGAGCCCGGCAUCUACCUGCAGACCCUCACGGACCUCUUCCGGGCCAUCGAGGACACCCGCGACCACAUGGACUGCCGCGUGUCCAUGUCUUACCUCGAGAUUUAUAACGAAGUGAUCCGGGACCUCCUGAACCCGUCCUCGGGGCUUCUGGACCUGCGGGAAGACGCCAGGGGCAGCAUCCAGAUUGCGGGCGUGACGGAGGUCUGCACCUCAAAUGCCCAGGAGAUCAUGCAGCUCCUCGGCAGGGGUAACCGGCAACGCACGCAGGAGCCCACGGCCUCCAACAGGGCGUCUUCCCGCUCCCACGCGGUGCUCCAGGUCACCGUGCUCCAGCAGAGCCGCGGUGCAGACUCGGCGGAGGGCGUGCGCGUCGGAAGGCUGUUCAUGGUGGACCUGGCGGGCUCGGAGCGGGCGUCCCAGACCCAGAACCGCGGCAAACGGAUGCAGGAGGGCGCACACAUCAACCGCUCACUGCUGGCGCUGGGCAACUGCAUCAACGCGCUCAGCGAGAAGGGUGGCAGCCGCUCGCACUACGUGAACUUCAGGGACAGCAAGCUCACGCGCCUGCUGAAGGAUGCCCUGGGCGGGAACAGCUGGACGGUGAUGAUUGCCCACAUCAGCCCGGCCAGCACGUCCUUCGAGGAGUCGAGGACCACCCUGCUGUAUGCGGACAGAGCCAAGAACAUCAAGACCAGGGUCAAACGCAACCUGCUGAACGUGUCCUGCCCCAUGGACCAGUACACGGACGUCAUAGCCGACCUGCGCGGGCAGAUCGAGCACCUCAGGUCCAGAAUCGACAGGCAGGACCGGACGGGAAGCGAACCCGGCCUGCGGGAUCCCCCAGUCACGAUGCCCGCCGCGGGCACAGAGGAGGACAGCCACCUGCGGAUGGACAGGCUCCGUGCCCAGCUGGUGGGGACCUUCCAGGAGCAGCAGGAGGCAGGCCGCGGCCUGGUGGCGCUGGAGCACACCAGCGUGGAGCUGCACGUCGACAUGUCCCGCCUCCUGCUGGCCAUCGCCCACUGGGAGCAGGAGACCCACCACCGCGGCCAGGACAGGACGCCCGAGAGGGACACGCGGCAGGCGGUGGCCGACGCAGACGGGGACGAGGGCGAGUCCGCAGAGCCACGUGAGGUGGCCCUGGCCAGAGAGGAGGUCAACAUGCUGCUGGCCAAGCAGCGGAAAACGGCGACCCUCAAGGCGGGGCUGCAGCAGCGCCUGGCCAGCGCCGGGAGGAAGGCCUCGCAGCUGGAGAAGCUGCUGCACACACAGGCCAUCAGCGAGGACCAGAGGGAGGUGCUGCGGCUGCUGCGCCGGGCCCACGAGCUGGAGCUGGAGAACGCGGCGCUGCAGGCCAGCCACCUGCGCAGGGACGGCCUGCUCUGCCAGCAAGACCUGGUCCUCCAGCGCUGCCACCAGCACCGGCUGCUGUGUGAGCAGAUCGUCCGGGAGCAGCAGCAGCUCAUGCAGGACGGUGGCGUCCAGGUGCCCGCGGAGCUGGGCGAGCACCACAGUCUGUUCUCCCGGGAGCUGGGCGAGGGCUCGCUGGACCACCUGUGGCUGCUGCGCUCCGUGACGGCCAGCUCCCUGCGGGACGGCUCUGCUGUGAACACACCUCUGCGGCCGGAGGAGCCCAGGGGAGACCAGCCGGACGACAGGAAGGACCGCCCGUGGGGUGCCCGGUUGGAGCUGCCUCCAGUGCAGCCGGAGACGGACAGCCUGGAGCCGGGCCCCCCGAGGACGGUGGCGGGGGACCUCGAGGACAUGGCCGCAAGCACCAGGGGCAUCGCGCUCAUCGCGGCCACCCGGCGCUCCAAGGUGCAGGACCCCGGGGGCGGCAGCAGCCGCUCCUUCCUCCACCUUCCGGAGGAGCUGGCCCUGGACUCCAGGGACCCGAGCCCGGCGGACAGCAGGUGGCCCCGUGCCAGCCCCGGCAGGGACUGCUCUGUGGAGGGAAAGGCCAGGAGGAAGCGGUCCCCUUGCUGCACCUGCGCGCAGCUGGGUCUACAGCCAGUGGGGGCCGACGCCACAGCCCGCUGCCCCCCGGCAACCCUCACAGACACCACGGUGGCAGCGCCAAGGGGCCAAGAAGACCAAAGUCCCCGAGCGCGGCGCCCAGCCUCCAUGACGCGCAAGUGA